Molecule: messenger RNA, 9109 nt
Organism: Homarus americanus (American lobster)
Lineage: Eukaryota; Metazoa; Arthropoda; Malacostraca; Decapoda; Nephropidae
Exons: 4
Coding region: 220-3270 (1016 amino acids)
Biological process (GO): regulation of transcription by RNA polymerase II
Molecular function (GO): RNA polymerase II cis-regulatory region sequence-specific DNA binding; DNA-binding transcription factor activity
Source: RefSeq, a predicted model, not a curated record
CAUGAAGCAAAUGUGACCGAGUGUCCAGUCCCCCCGUCUUCUUUCCUUCCUCGGGCCCAUCGAUGCUUUCCCGCACGGUGAUUGGCUAGCAGCGAGUUACCUCAAUUCUGAUUGGCUGAGAGAAGCACCGAAGACAAAGCCAUUUUGUAAACAAACAUUCAGCUGACAGACGCCGGACGGCCGAUCAAUGGCAUCUUUUAGUAUUUUUCUCCUCACUUAAUGGAAGUGUGUUGCAGAGAACAAUUACCUUUACCCAUGACAGAUCAGGGUGAACUUAGUGAUGAUGAAAAAACACACCGUAUUGAUCCCAUUCACAUUGCUGAUAACAUGGAGUUGAAAGUCACGACCGAACCCAACCAAGCCCAGGUUGACCAAAGUGAUGGUGGCUGUGAGGCCGGGGCUCGGGGGUCAAGUAUGGGCCCUGAAGCUGUGAUACAAAGCCCUGGUGGUGAACUUAAUGGACAUAUUAGUGAGAAUACAACUGGGAAAAGUGAUUCGGUCUAUGACUUUGAUCCUGACACUGAGGGGGAAAUGCCCCCUUCUAACUUAGAUGACUCCUCUGAAGCCUCCCCAGAUAAACACAGUGACAGAAGUGAAACAUCUGACAGUAAUGUCAAAAAUGAGCCAGACCUUGAAACUCUCGAUGACUCGGAGAUGGCAGAGGAUGAAUCCGUCUCGGAGUCGUUUGAUGGUCCAGAAUAUCCUCUGGAUAACGAAGAGAGCAUAAGUGACACUUUCGAAGGCAUUCCAAGGCGUGGGAGGGGUCGUCCUAGAGGGAGCAAGAAUAGAGUAGAUGGGAGGGGACGAGGUAGAGGUUUUAAGUUCAGAAGAAUAUCAGAAGAUCGUACCUGCACUGCCUAUGAUCUACGCAACAUUCCAGACCCAUUUGCGAAUCAGCGACGAGGGCGUCCCCGGAGCAGAUUUAUUGUGGAUCUCGGGGAGCAGAACCACGAAGCCUGGACCAAGUCAAAAGAGGAGCUUAAUAUUUCAGACGCAGAACUCACAACUUUAUUGUUAAGUUUAUUAGAAUCCCGACGAGAGUGCAACAACACGGCAGAUUCAGAUACAAUGCUGGGUUUGAUAACCUCUGAAUACAACAAAUGGAAGGAUAAGUUUACGUCGCAAGUGUCGAUGCUGAGUCAUUAUGCUUCCAUACACAAUACCAACUGUUGUACGUGCUUAGGCAUCAAGAAGAAGAAGUAUAUUCCAGCAGGUACAGGGAAGAGAGGUCGGCCAAGGAAGUACCCUCCCCCUGUAGGCUGUGAGUACCGGAAUUCUGGUGGGUUGACUGAAGAGAAUGGUCCUGGCAUGCAGCGUCCAGACACAAUUGAUGAAGAUGGUAAUAUCUUUGAGCCACAGAUAAUUCUAAAAGACGGGAUGGUUGUCAAGAACGAACCUGGGGAUGAACGUAAAGGACUUCAUGCUGGAGAAAAUGGUGCAAACAAUUUAGCAAACACCUCUAAUGGAAAUUCUGGAAUCCAGAUUCUUCCACGCCCAGUUCUUUCAAAGGAAGAACUUGAAAAAAGGAGGGAGUAUUACAAUAAUCAUAAGAACAAGAUAAAAUAUGUUUGUCACUAUUGCCAAGUUCAUUUCUACCACAAACCCAACUUUGAUUUCCACAUUUCAAAGUUAGAAAGUACUGGAAAAUGUAGAAUCUAUGAAAAGGUAAAUAACCUGUACCUUUGUGAGUCCUGUGGGGAGGGGUUCUCAUGGCGGGAGAAACUAGAGAAGCACUUACGUUUAGCUGAACAACAUGGAACGCACAAUCAGAAGGAGUUGCUUAUGUUUGGGGACUUCCAGUGCAAUAUGUGUGGCAAGACAUUUAAUAAACGCACAACAUACCUGCAGCAUAUAAAGUGGCAUGAGGAUCGCGAGGACAUCCCCUGUGUCAUCUGUGGAACCAUGUUCAAACAGACUGAUCUAAGACAUCAUUUGAUGGAAGUCCAUAGUAAUGACAGCCUUCCAUGUUGCUAUUGUGGCAAACUUUUUACAAGUAGGAAGUAUUUAGAAAAGCAUGAGUUAGUUCACCAGGGAGGCAACUUCCCAUGUCCAGAAUGUGGUAAAACAUUCAGUCAAAAGAGUAAUAUGCAGCAACAUCUUAAGACACAUACAUUAGAUAAAGAAUAUUCUUGUGAGCACUGUGGACAAACAUUUAAUCAACGUGCUGGUCUAUGCCAACACUUAAAGAAGCAUUUUGGCCCAACUGAAUUCAACGAUGAAUGUGAAGUAUGUGGUCAAUAUUUCUCUAAUGAUUAUAAUCUUAAAGUGCACAAGAAGAAGAUUCAUAACAUGCAUGUAGAAGGAGUGCCAGAUGAUAUUUCCGACCAUACAGAGUAUCUUUCUUCACCUAUAACAUCACACUUGACACCAGAGGAUCUUCGUGAGAAAGCCUAUGGUGCUGCAAAUUCCACUGUGAAGAACAUGUUAGGAGUGUCUUUGGGGUCAUCAGUUAGUUUAGGCCUGUCUAUGAAACAAGAGGGUAGUACAGAAUCUCUCGAUGAAAGUCAAUUACACAUGAGAGAUAAUUCAAGUCAUUUGAAUGACAUGAGGCAUAUGACUGAUAGACGAGACACUCCUGGUGGCCUCAUGAAAGACACCCUUGAAGCUGAUGAACACAUGAGAAUGACCCAACACCACUCCAUGGCUGUAAAUGAAGACCCCUUACAUAUGCCUCAAGAUCUUACCCGAAUGACAGCUAGCCAAGCACACAUGAGUGAUGAUUCAGGACGCAUGUCUACUGCCCCACAAUCUCCUCUUAUUGCUGCUCCACAGUCUCAUAUGAGUGAUAUGAGAAACUCGGCUACUGACAGUCCAGGACGUAUCACUGAUACCCCUCAUAUGACAGACAACUUGGGUCGUAUGGCAGCUGAAAAUUUUGGACGAAUGACCAGCACACCAGGGGGUUAUUUAGCAGAACACUUGCGUCGUAUGGCAGAAAACCAGAGUCGCAUGUCAGAUUCUAUGUCUCAUUAUGAUGAACGUGAUAAUUAUAGUCGUCUUGGUGACAAUUUGCGAAGUAUGAGUCGAGGAAGUGCUGCAGAUCCCAUGGGUCGCUUAGGAGACAACUUAGGCCGUAUGACAGACAAUCUUAGUCAUAUGGGUGUUAUUCGACCAACACAAACCCCCUCCAGCACACCCCAGUGGCCACCACAUAUGCAAAAUCAUGCAGCAUUAGAUAGCAUGAAUCAGUCUCCCCAAGCUAGCCAGCAUACACUUUAUCCACUGCCAUUCUGGCCCUAUGACCCUUCUCUGCGACAGUAUCAUCACUGAGCACCUGAAGGUUAUACACACACUUAGCAAACAUUCUGACAUACAAGGUCCAGAUGUAUUCAUCAUAUCUAAGGCAUGAUCAAGAAGUUCCAUCACACUUCUAAAAGUUAGGAGAAGCUAUUUUUCUUAUUUUUUUAAUUAGUCAAGUCUGUUGGCUUAUUUUAAUCUUCAUGUAGAAGAUGUGAUGUUAUGAUUGAAGGUUCCUACGAUGCUAGACAUUAAAAUUUGUGUAGUACAAUUAUGAAUUUUCUGUGGUAGCUGUAGUUUAUAGUAGCUGUCCAGAUUUCUGAACAUUAAUUGCUUGGUAGUGUAUCCAUAUGGAGGAUUAAAAGUUGUAGUAAACUUAUUUUAGAUUACCAUACAAUGCGUAUACUGGCCAUGUGUAGUGCUUAAUGUAUGCUGUCAAGUCUAGCUUCCAAUCUUUAGAUAUGCCUUUUUUCAGGUUUUAUGAAGAACCGUCAUUUUUCAUUUCAGAUGGUAUGCAAAUAUUUAUAGAAAUUGACAGCUAUCUUUCUUUGUGAUAAAAAGAUAUUGUGCUCUCUAGUUUCUUAAUUAUGAAUAGAUGCAAAAGAAACCAGAUGUGGGUUCUUUUUAAUUAUUGAGUACAGGGCAUUGUCAAAAAAUGUACUUACCACAUAUAUUUUCAAUUUGGAAUUUGUUUUUUAAUUCAUUAGAUUGGUUUUAUUAUAGCCAAAAGUUUUAUUAUUAUUAUUAUUUUUAUUGUUGAUACCUGUACAGGGCACAUUAAGGUCUCGCAGUGGUCCAAUCUAUACAGGGUAAAAAAAAAUCUGAAAAUAACAAUAAUUUGGGGCAUUUGCUCUUAAGGGUUGCAAGGUUGUCUGUAACCAUUAACUUGGCCAACAAAUACCCACAUGAUAAUUUUUGUGUAGGUUAUGGGAUAUACUGUAAAUAUACUGUAUAUGUAUACUCAAUAAUUCACAAGACAGCAUCUGGGAUCAAGUGUUAGAUCUUUUAUAUGGCUUAAUAUGUGAUGCAUCUUUAAAUGCCAUUGCCAUGUUUCAGGACUUUUUCUUCUUUUUUUUUCAUACUUCCUGAGCACUUAAAAUUUACCAUGUAAUAUGGAAAUUAAUACUGUAUAUGUAAAUGUAUUUGAAUGCUACCAUUGAGAAACUGUUCUUAGUGUGAUGAGCAUUGUGAAUAAGGCUGCCAGUGAUGGUGCAAAGAAACACACUUGUAGGUGGAAGCUGAGAAUUAUGGAAUAUUGUAUCUUGAGUCUUUCUUUUGAAAUGAAAAGUAAGCUUUUGAGUGACAGUGAGAUUAGUCCUGAACUGUUAGAAGUCCUUGAAAUGUAUAGUGAGGAGACAUGUACCAUUCUUGCCAGGUGAACUAGUAACUAGUAAUAGCUUACUAGUAGGGCUGCUAAGGUGUAUAUUUACCCACAUGCUCUUUUGCAGUGCUUUUUGAAAUAGCAUGUACCAAAUAUCUAUCCAAACUUCCUUGGAUUACAGCCCUUAUCACCUUGUAACCGUCUUUCCAAGAGAUUCUUGAGUAGUAGGGACAACACUGCUUUAUGGAUGUCACUCUACUAUAUGAACAGGUAAGAAGAUAUUGUUAACAGAGUAUCAUAAUUAGUUAUAUAAUUCAGCCCCUUCCACAGGUAUAUCAUAUUGCAAAUAGCAUAUCAUAAUGAGCUGUAAUUCAGGAAUUUUAAGAGCUUUGAAUUGUCCAAAACUUAUUUGGUUGAGAAUUUUCUCUGUGGUUUAUGAAAAGGAAUCAGGUACAGUAUUUGAGUUAUUGGGAAUCAUGCAUUGGAUAUUAUGUUGCACAUAGUGUAUGUAUUUAAUAACGAGAAGUGAAGUCAGUAAGAACUAAAAAUAAUUAAUUCAGAGUAACUUAAGUUGUUUUCUUCUUCACAAGCUAUUGUUGCACUUAGUGCAUACUUCUGUUUGGACAUAAUAAUAUUUGAAUUGAGAAAUACUUCAUACAAUGGAUUGAUUGAUUGAUUGUCUCUGACUUUGCCAUGGGAUUUGUCAAGCACUGUACAUAUUUUAUUUUCAUAUAUUUUAUUAAAGAUAUAUCAUAAGGAGACAGAAUAUUCCAUGUGAUGGGGCAGAAGUUUGUAGUUUGUUGAGUUAUAAAUAUCCUUUUUAUAACUAAAUAGAAAUUAUUAUUUGUUAUUUUUAGUCUCACAUUUAUAGUAAGUUUACAACUUCACACAUGUAGUUGUGUUAAAUGAAUAGGCUGUUGGAUCACGACUGCCUGUGUUUGACUGACACUGGUAUAUUCUUAUUAUUUUUGAUCCGUGAUAAAGCACGAGGGAACUGAGUAGUUAAAUAUUAUGCUUAUUGAUCUGAUGGUAACUAAUUUAUGAUUAAAUUGGCAUGAAACUAUGAAGACAAUUUUUCACAGUUGUUUUUUAAGUACUCAACAACUCUCAUUGUACUUAACCCAGAUCAGGAAAGUUGUACCUUUCUUUAGUGGUGAUGUCUUACAAAAUAAUUUUAGAUCUUUAUAAUGUUUUAUUAUAUUUUGUGCUAUAUACAACAGAUGAUAUAAAUAUUUGAAUUUCCUCUAUAUCAUAAUUAUGUAGUUUAAGAUUUAUCAUUUCCCUUUUGGGAAAGGUACUAAUCGAACUUGAAUCUCUGUGGCAUAUUUCCCCUGUUUGCUCUUAAGAGUUUUUAUUUGUUGUUCGCAUUGUGAUGUGUGAUGGACUAAGAGUAAGGAUAAAGUCUAGAGCCAGUUUAGUGCCCAGUGAGUGACUUUGAAAAGGCUGUUGUAGUUUUUGUGAACUAAUUAUUAAGGUCUUGUAAUCAAUAAAUUUAUACUUUUAUUAAAUUAGUAUGUUGAGAGUACAAUGAAGAAUUGGGGAUGGAUAGUAAAGUGAUAUAUGUACUAUUUCUUUAAUCAUGGCAUUACAUGAAAUCAUAUGCUUAAGUAUUUUAUUUAAUAUAUUUUUUAUAUUUUUUUUUCUAGUUCUUGAGUCUAGAUAUUAAUCGUAGACUGUUGGCUUUCAACUUGUUUUUAAGUCGUUAGUUUUUAAUGCAAUAUUUUAACUAAAUGAUGUAAGGAGGAUAGCCUUCUUGGUGGUAGUUUUGAAUGACAUGAUGUAAUGCUACUUUGUGAAAUAUGUCAUUUGUGAUCUUUUGUGUAGAAAUAUAAUGUGAAAGUGAAUUGUGGUGUUAACGGAUGGUUUGCAUAGGGUCUCCCAGUUAUUCUUCUUAAAUAUGGAACUAGGGAACCCUGACAUCCCAAUAAAAUGUUUUUUAUAGAACAUGAAAGGUUGAUUUGAGAAUGUCGUGUUUUAAAUACAGUAUAUAUGUAAUUGUUCAUCUCUUUAUUUUUUGUAUCUUUUUGUAUCUUUUGGUAGGAUGUGUGGGUAAAAAUGCUUCCCAUGGAUUAUGGCCUUAGGUGUUAGAAAUUAAGUGUGUUGUGAGGAGAGCUGCUUAGAAAGAUUUUGUAUCUGUAAAAACCUGAAUGUCUGGGUGAGAAGGAUGUGUGAAAAAGUUUUUUUUACAUAUAUAUCUGUUGGUAUGGUUUGUACAUCUCCAGAGGGUGCGAUAUUAGGUUAGUGCAAUAUUAAUAAAUGCAAAAAUUUUGAAAUUUCUGUCCAAUGAAUACAGGCCCUAAUUAUAUCAUUAUAAAUGUGAAGGGUGAUCAUUAUUGAUGAUUCUCAGAAAUGGAACUUCAAAACUAAUACCUCAGUAUUUGAGGAAGUGAGAAUCCCUUUGAAGUACCAGUGAGGUUCAGAAGUGAUGAUUGUAAGUUUGUAGCCAAUUCAUAUGAAGCUGUGACAAAUUGUGAUGGUUAGAUAAAUGAAGUUCCUGAAAUUAGUCAGAUUAAGGCAGGUGAUGUGAUGUGUCAAUUGGUAUUUUUAAUCAUAAGUCUUCUCACCUGCCUAAAGUGUAUGUUAAUGAACUGAAGUUGUUCAUAUAAUGUGCCAUUCAGUGCUUUCACAAGGCAUUGGCUCUUUUGGGGCAAGACGUCAAAGUUCCUAUGCAUGAUAGAUUCUGAAGUUAUUUUAAGGUCUGUAAAUUUGUUUUUUAUGCAAUUUUUGUGACAAAAUGGACUGACUUUCAAUACCAUAGAAGUUGGAGUGGAGUGACAUACACUACAGUACAUUAUAGGCUUCCCAAGUUAUGCAGCUGAAAAUGAGGAUACUGAAACAAGAUAUGCAUUAAGUUGUGAGUCUUAGCUGGAACAUGCACGUAUAUAUGGAGUUUCGGCUAGACCUGGUCAUACUGCCCACUGUGCCAUCCAGAGGUGAGAGUUAGUUAAUGAAAUGUUUACAUCAGGCUGUAUGGAAUAUAAAACACUUUUGCAUUCAAUUACAGAGCAAAUAGUUUGUUUCUUUGCUAUUUAGGGAAAACGGGGAUUACUUUCUCAUUUUGCAUCCCUUGUUAGCUGUGUUACAUCAGUCUGUAGCCUGACUUUGGAUAGUAUGUUAUGUGUCAGGCUUGCAGUCUUCUUAGAUUUCAGCAUACUGUGCAGUAUUUUGCUACAAUGUGCAGUUAAUCAUAUUAAUUUUGCCAAGACAGUUUAGAAUGUGUUGCAGUUAGUAAAAGUUGGUUCAAUUUUGCCUUGCUAACACCUGUAUUAUUUCUUAUACAGUGUAUAAUGUAUUCAAUAACCAACUACAGUGUCACAGAAAGUAUUUGCUUCCAGAACACCUGAGUUUUUGUGCUUUUUACUCUUUGAUUUAACUUUUAAGAUAAUUUUUCUUCUAAACAAGCAUUGGAUUUCAUGCAGAUAUUAGAUUCCAUCACUCUUGAUUUCAGCAUUUCAUUAACUGGUAUUUUUACCUUUAGACGACACCACUGUCCUUGUACAGUUAACUUUGUACCUUUUUAACAGUAUACUGUUUUGUGUUGAUCAAGUUUUUCUCAUUAUGCUGAGGCAAUUUUAAGCAGUGAUGUAAGCUUAUGCAGUUUGUGUGUACAAUAUCUCAUUUGAUUGUUUACAAGUUUUGUUUUUAUAGAUAUUUAUUUGGCAUUUUUCAUUUUCUCGUGUUGAACAGAAUCCAUUACCAGAUGUUGUUGACUGUGAAUUCUUUAUUAUGGGCACUUUGUUAUAAUAUCUUACACCCAAGUUUAACAGACUACACAUUUUCUCUUCAUUUGUCAUUCAUUCCUAAAUGAAUACAUCUGCAGAUGGAAAAUACAGUAGGAAUAAUAAUAAUAAUUAAACAAGGCAUUUUUUAAAUAAUGAGAGAAUUAUGAUAUACACAUUUCAUACCCUAAUUUUUUAAAGUACAUAUAUCCCCUAGAGACCCAUCUAUGAUGUAAUGUAAAUGCAAAAUUCAGUCAGAGAUUUAGGUAGUUCAAGUUCUUCCAUUGUUUACUUGGCCAUGGUCACAUUGUAUAUAUGUCAUAAAAGCUUAGUUAAAUAUUUUUGUAAUUAGAUUACAGUUUCCAAUCUGAAAAUGAGAUUAAUUAAAUGAACUUCAGUGAGAUGUGAACAGUGAAGAACUCUGAAUUAUAUAGAUCACCGUAUUUAUAGGCAAAAAGUCAUAACUGGGUUUAGUACCAAUCUCUUGGGGAUGUUAUAUUGAGGCCCAUGUGCAUCUCUGUCUAGUCACCAAAAUUUGUGUGCAUAUUUAUAUAUCUCAUUUUGAUGUGUCUUCUUGUAACCAUAAUUUGUUUUCACAUGUCUUUUAUAUUUAUAUUUUUGCUUACCACAAGUUAGUGUUUAGAGUAUGAAGGACUUGUUUUACACAAAUAGCCCAAACCUGCAUUAUUUGUAGUUAAAUCAACUAUAAUAUGAAUUAUAACAGGAUAGAAUAUUACUUUCCUGACAAGGUGUACUUCCUUACAAUGUGGUGUGUCUUAGGAUGUUUAUAGAACAUUAUGUAACCAUGAAAUAAACAGAUCAUAAAUGUCAA